This is a messenger RNA of Drosophila ficusphila, 1720 nucleotides long. It is a transcript of the gene RanBP3, whose product is annotated as ran-binding protein 3. NCBI's taxonomy places the organism in Eukaryota, Metazoa, Arthropoda, Insecta, Diptera, Drosophilidae. Gene Ontology annotation, biological process: protein export from nucleus. The record is from RefSeq and is a predicted model, not a curated record. The transcript is spliced from 2 exons. Gene Ontology annotation, cellular component: nuclear pore; cytoplasm. The coding region runs from base 117 to 1493 and encodes 458 amino acids. Gene Ontology annotation, molecular function: GTPase activator activity.
GAUAGGUGCGACAGGCGAUAAAACAGCGAUAACAGUUCGGCAGGCUUCAGAACGCUCUUUUCUGGAAAAGAUUUGGCAAUUUAUAUAUUCACAAAUUGCAAAUAGCAAAGUUUGCAAUGUCGGAAAACAAUGAAGCGUCGGUCGAAACUAACUGUUUCCGAGGUGGCUUCACCUUGAAGGCUUCUCGCCUGGGCGGAGCCGUCCUCCGUCCGGCGGUGCUGGCGAACAGCAGUAGCUCCGGCAAUAGUUCCACCACCACAUCGCUGGCCGGCGGCGAUGACAGCGCCCUGCUAAGCAACAAUCCUUUCCUGCGCGAGGGCAAGGACGAUGAGGAGGACGACGAUGUGGUGGUGGUGGCCACCGGCUCCGUACCGGCCGAGUCGACCGGCGGCAAGGACGACGACGACGAGGUGGACGAGCGGCCGGAUCCGCUAACCAAGUUGCGUAGCAAUGGCAUUGAACGCUCCAGCAUGUUUGCCGCCGCCAAGAACAACAUGCCUCAUGUCCAAACCAGCGGCUUUGUCUUCGGCCAGAACGUGCAUGAGCGCGUGGUGGCCCCCAAUGCGGAGCAGGUCGUGGCCGCAGAGCCAGACGCAGAAACGGCCGGCAGCUCGGCAUCGGGCUCAGCCCAGGAGGCGGCCUCCUCCUCCACCGCCGCCUCGUCGUCGUCGGCGCAGCUACUCUUCUCCAGCGUCAUCCAGAACGCUGCUCAGACCACAGAGACCAGCGAGGCUGCCGCCUCGUCGUCCACCUGCAGUAGCAGCAACAAUAACAAGGAGUCCGCGGAGGCCAAGAGCCUCACAGAUGUGGCCCGCGAAUACGAGGAGAGCCGCGCCCAGAAGCGCAAAUACGAGGAAGUGGAGACCUUCACCGGCGAAGAGGACGAGAUCAACAUCAUCGACGUGAGCUGCAAGUUGUUCGCUUUUAUUAACAGCAAUUGGGAGGAGCGCGGUCGCGGCAGCUUGCGCCUCAACGACGCCAAGGACGGGCGCGGCGAUUCGCGCGUGGUCUUCCGCACUUCCGGCAACUUGCGCCUGCUGCUCAACACCAAAGUCUGGGCCGCCAUGGUAGUGGAGCGGGCCAGCCAAAAGUCACUUCGCCUCACGGCCAUCGACAGUUCCGGUGUACUCAAGAUCUUCCUGGCAAUGGGCCGACCGGCGGAUAUUGGCCAGCUACACAAGGCGCUCAGCGAGCGGAUCGCUAAGCGCAAGCUCUCACAUCCCGAGGAGUGCACCGUGGAGGAAACGAAAAACGGUGUGGCCUCCGAAGCUGCGGCAAGCCUGCAGCCGGAGUCGACGACCCACGACGACGAGGAUGAGGACGCUGCUCCGGGGCCGUCGGGUGCCAUUUCCGCCGAGGCGGACAGUUAUGGGCCGAGUCCCAAGAAGGUGCUCGUCCAGCCAGACAGCAGUGCCGAUGUCCGUGUGCCGCCCGUCGAGGAGGGCGGCGAGGAUGCCGAGGCCGAGGCCAAGGAAUCCACUGAUCAGAAUUAACCGCCACCGCCGCUCGCUCUUGUUCUUUUUAUACGAAUCAUACAUGAAGAAAAACGAAAACAAAACACACAAAAACACAACAACCACACUAAUUAAUAAAAGAAGCCGUGAAUUAUUAUAAAUUAAUUAUAAUAAUUUAUUAAUAAUUAUUAUUAUUAAAAAUAAAAUAAAUGAAGUGCUGAUUUGUAAACCCGUGAGCAGCGUCUACAAAAGACAUUUAUCCAUUA